Messenger RNA from Plasmodium gonderi, 1038 nucleotides. RefSeq names its product serine/threonine protein kinase. The coding region runs from base 1 to 1038 and encodes 345 amino acids. Gene Ontology annotation, molecular function: ATP binding; protein serine/threonine kinase activity. Lineage: Eukaryota; Apicomplexa; Aconoidasida; Haemosporida; Plasmodiidae. The transcript has 4 exons. Gene Ontology annotation, cellular component: cytoplasm. Gene Ontology annotation, biological process: protein phosphorylation. The record is from RefSeq and is a predicted model, not a curated record.
AUGCAGGAGAUACUAAAGCACCACGAAAAAGUAGUUCUUUUGGAAAAAAGAGAAAAAGAUGGCGAAUCCUUUGUGAAUGAUUACCGAGUUGUUCGAACAGUCAAGGAAGGCAAAUUCAGCAAAGUAAUUUUAUGCGAAAAGGACGGGAAAUUCUACGGAAUAAAAAAAUAUGAAAAAAAAGUUUUGGAAAAACAAAGAGAAUUUUAUAAAAGCAAUAAAUGUGCCCCAGUGAUAAUACGUUCCAAAUAUGACGAUAUAAAAAAAGAAUUAGAAAUUUUGGCAGACAUAAAAAAUGAAUAUUGCCUAUCCUGUGAUGAAAUUAUAACAAAUUAUAAUGAAAUUUAUAUUGUGAAUAAUUAUAUGGAAAAUGAAUCUAUAUUGCAGUAUGAUGGUACUUUUUUUGUUGUCCAUAAGAAUGAACAUACAUUUAUUGCUCUUCCAGUUAUUAAAUGCAUUGUUAAGAGUGUCUUAAAGUCACUUGUCUAUAUUCAUACAAUAAAAAAUAUAUGCCAUCGGGACGUAAAACCAUCCAAUAUAUUUUUAAGCAAAAGUGGUAUUAUAAAAUUGGGAGACUUUGGUGAAUCCCAGUACAUGAUGACCAACAGAGAGAUACACGGAACCAAGGGAACAUAUGAAUUCAUGCCUCCAGAAUUCUUUACCAACGAAUCGUGUUACUACGGAGAGAAGGUAGAUAUAUGGGGUUUAGGCAUUUGUCUGUACGCUUUGUUUUAUCGCGUUUUGCCAUUCACCCAAAGGAAAUCAUUAAUUCAGUUGUUCCAAGAUAUUGGCAGGGGUCAAGUACAAUAUCAUUUGAAUCGAAAUAACUUUUUAUAUGAAUAUACUAAAAAAAAGUUUCCAUCUUGCGACCGAUCUCUCUCAAAUAUGGACAUUGAAUUUUUGAGCUAUCUUUUGAGGAAGAACCCAAGAGAUAGGUUCAGUUCGGAAGAGGCGCUCGAACACGAAUGGCUGAAAGACGUUAACUACACGUACAUACAACAAUAUGCAGAAGAAAUCUAUAAAAAGAAAAAGGAACUAUAA